CAAAAUGACGUCUGUUAGAGCUAAAGCUUAAGAGCUGACAAAGGCCAGCUACGGUCAAGACUAGAACUUCCAGCUGAUCCAAUGGUAUAAGUAGCAGUUGAGUGGCAGUGUUCUUGCUAUUCUCCGCGCUCAACACGGUACUGUUGGCCGACAUCUCGAACACUCCGACACAUAACAUAAUCUCCACAAUGAAGGUCCUCAUCACUGGCGCAUCAGGCCGGACCUCCGGCUACGUCCUCAAAGCCCUCCUCAACUCCCCCUCCAUCUCCGCGCCCGACCUGCGCCUCUUCGUGCGGUCCGAGUCCGCGAUCCAGAAGCUCACCGCGGCGCACCCGCAGCUCUCGUGGGCCCCAGAGAACUUCGCGCUCGGAGACUUCCUCGAGGCGAGCACGCUCCCGCCUGCGGUCGCGGACGUCGACGUCGUGUUCCACAACGCGCCUGCGUUCCACCCGAACGAGACCGCGAUGGGCAUCGCGCUGAUCGACGCCGCGCGGGCCGCGGGCGUGCACCAUUUCGUGUAUUGCAGUGUGCUCCAUCCGAUCUUGACGAAGCUACUGAACCAUCAAGUAAAGAGGGACGUCGAGGAGUACCUGAUCGAGUCGGGGAUGAACUACACCAUACUGGAGCCCACAUCCUUCAUGCAAAACAUCAACCUCGCGGCGACGCUCGAGUCCUCCGUUAUCCCCGCCGGCUACUCGCCCAAGACCCUCCAAGGCUUCCUCGACCUCGAGGACUUGGCGGAGAUCGCGGCGAAGGUCAUCCUCGACCCCGCGCCGCAUAACCGCGCGCGGUACGAGCUCGUCGGGGAGAACUGCACCACCGAGGACGUCGCGCGCGAGCUCGCCGCGCGCCUGGGGAAGGACAUCAGGAUCGAGAAGGUUGCGCUGGAGAAGGCGAUGGCGCAUGUGAAGGUGUCGAGCGACUAUGAGAAGGAUGCGCUUGACAGGAUGCUAUUCUAUUAUGACAAACGGUGGGUGUCUGCUGGUUUCGGGCCAAAGAUAGAUGAGGCUCACUCGAGCUGGUGUAGUGGCAUCCCGGGGAACGUCAACGUGACGCGCUGGCUGUUGGGUCGGGAGCCGACAACCUGGAAAAGCCUCAUCCAGCGCGAGGUCAAAGUGUAGCGUGUAGAAGAGUAGUUCGGCUGGAGCGGCCUGCAUGAGUGUAAAGUCAAAGUGCAGAAAAAGUCAAAUAAGCAGUCGCGUCUAGGCCGCCUUAUAUCCGGGAGCGACCUAAUAUAACAGUGUACUUACCACUGACGAUGGUCUACGAAACCUGCUACGUCACACAUUUGCAAAUUCACGAGCGAAG
Molecule: messenger RNA, 1308 nt
Organism: Rhodofomes roseus
Lineage: Eukaryota; Fungi; Basidiomycota; Agaricomycetes; Polyporales; Fomitopsidaceae
Product: NAD(P)-binding protein
Exons: 4
Coding region: 189-1121 (310 amino acids)
Source: RefSeq, a predicted model, not a curated record